AUGCACCAGCAGCAACACCUCCAGCAACAACAGCUCCAACAAGCUGGACCUUCGGAGCAGCUGCACCUGCAGCGGAAACAGCUGGCAGAGCCACAGCCGCAGCCACAACAGCAACAGCAACAGUUGCAGCAGCAGCAGCAACAGCAGCAGCAGGACGCAGCCUCAUGUGUGGGGCCGUGCUUCCUGGGACUUUCCGACUCAGCAGUUCUCCUCUGGAGAGCUGCUGCGCUGCAGGGAGAUGCAGCAGCAAAAGAAAAGGCAGAAGGGGGCCCCCCUGUCCCACAGAGUGGGGGCCCCCUCUUUGCCGCUGGCGGCGCUGUGGGGCCAGGGGCCCCCGUGGGCACUCCCGGAGGCCUUUCUUCAGCAGCAGCACCUGCUGCUGCUGCUGCUGCUGCUGCUGCUGGAAGCUCCAAGCCACUAGCAGCCGGGGAGGUUGCAGCUGCAGCUGCAGGUGCAGCAGAGCCUGUGGGGGCCCCCCUGUCCCGGCCAGCGCCUUCUGGGCGAGGCCGCGGGGGCCCCUGUGGGGGCCCCUGUGGGGUCCCCUGUGAGGGCCCCUGCGGGGCCCCCUGUGGGGGCCCCUGUGAGGGCCCCUGUGGGGGCCCUCUUGGGGCUGCAGAAGGAGUGUGCGCUUCGAAGAGCGGUGCUGCUGCUGCUGCUGCUGCUGCUGCUGCUGCUGCUUCUCCGUUUUCUGUGCUGCUGCCCAGCAGCAGGGGGCCCCCCGGGCUGGCGGGGGACUACCUCGACUUUCUGUGUUCCACCAGCAUCAUUGAGGCCUCGCUGCUGUCCCCACAGCCCUCGCCGCCCGCUGGGAUCGCUGGGAUCGCUGGGAUCGCUGGGAUCGGAUCCCCAGGGGCCUCCGCCCCACAGCAGUUCUUGGCGGCCCCGAGGGUCCAGGGCGCUGCGCCGCAGCUGCAGGCCAUUUAG
This is a messenger RNA of Eimeria tenella, 924 nucleotides long. RefSeq lists its product as uncharacterized. Lineage: Eukaryota; Apicomplexa; Conoidasida; Eucoccidiorida; Eimeriidae. Bases 1 to 924 code for a protein of 307 amino acids. The transcript has a single exon. The record is from RefSeq and is a predicted model, not a curated record.